Molecule: messenger RNA, 1383 nt
Organism: Guyanagaster necrorhizus
Lineage: Eukaryota; Fungi; Basidiomycota; Agaricomycetes; Agaricales; Physalacriaceae
Product: alpha/beta-hydrolase
Exons: 9
Coding region: 1-1383 (460 amino acids)
Biological process (GO): proteolysis
Cellular component (GO): fungal-type vacuole
Molecular function (GO): serine-type carboxypeptidase activity
Source: RefSeq, a predicted model, not a curated record
AUGUCUACCCUCCUGCCUCUAUUAUUACUUACUACCGGGUUGGUAGUCUCACCAGCCCUUGCCCAAUCACUCUCCUUGACGUCUAACUCUGGCGUAUGCGAAACGACAGAUGGCGUUUCCCAAGUGUCAGGAUACAUAAACAUAUCCGACGACAGCGACGACGCGUUUUGGUUCUGGUUUUUUGAGGCUCGAGACGAUCCGGACACCAAACCUUUGACUCUAUGGCUGAACGGCGGCCCAGGGUGUUCGGCUAUGAUUGGGCUUUUCCAAGAAAAUGGACCGUGCACAGUCAACGAUAGCGCAGAGACCGUUUAUAAUCCCUACAGCUGGAAUAACUUCAGCAACAGAGAGUUUUUGAUCUACAUCGAUCAACCUUUUGGCGCGGGUUUUUCCAGAGGAUCGACCUUGGUUAAUUCGACAGAUCAAGCGGCUGACUUCAUGUGGCAAGCAUUCCAGAUCCUAUUUGCUCACGAAAAAUUCAGCAAGUUCGAAGGCAGAGAAUUUAUCAUUGCAACAGAGUCCUAUGGCGCUCGCUUUGGUCCUGUCUUUACACAGUACUUCCAUUCACAAAAUGCCAAAAUUGAUAGCGGCGAGAUCAAUGGAACUCAAAUAGAAGUCUCAAAAUUGCUCAUCAAUGACGGUAAAUACGAUCCUUUAAUCCAGAUGCGGGCUUCAGUCGAAUAUGCAAGAAAUGCUCCGUCCUAUGGACCGCUCGUCAAUACUUCUGUCUUAAUGGAAGUGGCAACGGCCUACAAUGAAACUUGUCUACCUGCUCUACAAAACUGCUAUGAUGAUGGCGAUGCCGACACUUGUCACGAUGCUAUUGUUUCCUGCACUCAUGACGUGUUCAACCCCACGGUUGGAGACAGAGACCCUAACGAUUUGCGACAGAAUUCCUCGACCCCCGCGGACGAUGUUGUCCCUCCAACGUUCUACCUCGAUUAUCUCGACGACCAAGACGUACUCGAUCUGAUCGGCGCUCAAGGGUCGUACGAUCAAUGCGAUGACAGUGUCAAGUCCCGCUUUUCCCGCAGUGGAGAAACAGGUCGUUCUUUUCUAUCUAAUCUGGCGGAAAUUGCAAGCGAGGGAAAAGUCAAGCUCUUGAUCUGGGGCGGAGAUGCAGAUAUGAAAGCCAACUGGCUGGGUAUUCAAGAGUGCAUUGCCUCGAUGGAUUGGCCGGGUCGUUCCGUAUUCAAUGAGACAUCUCUAUCGGCAUUGACUAUCAACGGAGAGAUUGUUGGUCAAUAUAAAACUGUUGUCGACACGAAUCUGACAUUCAUCCGAGUCUUUGAAGCUGGGCAUUCCAUGCCAGCAUAUCAACCUGAAGUUGCACAAACUGUCUUCGCCAGAUUUUUAAAGGGAGAUGUCAACUCUGACGACUAG